AUGAAGACUGCUCUACUCUUUCUCUGCAUUAUAGGAAUAACUUGUGCCUUCUCUGCAAAAAACUUCCGAAGAAGAUUUAAGUCAGAGGAUUCAGAAGAAAAUGCAGUGUUCAAGAACAGAUAUAGGCAUUUUCUUUAUAGAUAUCCUUACUUCUACCCACCUAUGAAAAGAUUCCAGUUUAACAGUGACUCAUCUGAAGAAGGUUUUGGUGGCAACAGUUCAGAGGAGGAAGAGGAAGAGGAAGGGGGACAGUCAAAUGAGGAAAAUGAGGGUGGAAAGGGGAGUGAAGAGACCACUGAGGCUCCCACUGCACCUGGGGCUGGAGAUAAGAAGGGUGACGGAAAUGCCAAACCUCCCAAACAGGUGCCAGUAGGAAAAGAGCCUCUCCAGAAACCUGGGAAAGAAGCAGGUGAUAAAAAGGUUGAAAAGGACAAUGCUCCAAAAAAAGGUACAGAGGAAGAAGACAGUGAUGAAAACGAGGAAGAGGAGAAUGAAGAGGAAGAAGAGGAGAAAGUAGAUGAAAAUGGAAGUGGUGUUAAUGCCACCAACACAAACAGCACCAUAGAAGAAACUGGAAAUGGUGGCAAUGGAGAGGAGGAAGAAGAGGAAGAAGAAGAAAAUGGAGCAACAACCAUCAGUCCCACCACCCUGCCCACUACUGUCAUCCCUACAACGGUGUAUCAGGACCAAUAUGAAACUACUACAGAUGGACAGUGGCAAGAUGGGACCACCCCUGCAGAUCAGAGCCAGUUUGACACUACCACAGAAGAUCCAUGGGUGCAUGAUGUCACCACCACAAAUGGUUAUGAAAAUGGGUAUGAGGUCCAAACUGAUUAUUAUGGCAGUGAGAAUGGAUACCCACGAGGAGAUACUUUCAGAACUUAUGAGGAUGAGUAUAGUUACUAUAAAGGGCAUGGGUAUGAUGUAUAUGGCCAAGAUUAUUACUAUAAUCAGUGAAGAAAAUAAGCCAACUCUUGACAUGUUUAUUAUACAUUUUUGCAUGUCAGUUGUUCACAAAGUCUACUCAGGAAAAUGCAUCACAAUAGAAUGGUGCUUGUUAAACAAGAUAGAAGAUUAAUAUCUGGUAUUAGUGCUAACUAUGAAAAUAUGCUGUUUUUAAAGAUAUGCCUUUGAUCAAUAUUCAUGUAUCCAUCAUGGACUUUUUGAUUUUUUUUUUUUGAAGGAGUAAUCAUGUUGCAGAUGAAUAUUAUUUUGUUGCUGAACACCAAACUCAAUUUUUCUUUGGUGCUGAACUUGG
Python bivittatus (Burmese python) is the source of this 1258-nucleotide messenger RNA. RefSeq names its product integrin binding sialoprotein (gene IBSP). Gene Ontology annotation, biological process: bone mineralization; ossification; cell adhesion. NCBI's taxonomy places the organism in Eukaryota, Metazoa, Chordata, Lepidosauria, Squamata, Pythonidae. The record is from RefSeq and is a predicted model, not a curated record. Gene Ontology annotation, cellular component: extracellular region.